Messenger RNA from Apodemus sylvaticus (European woodmouse), 906 nucleotides. RefSeq names its product vomeronasal type-1 receptor 100-like. Gene Ontology annotation, cellular component: membrane. The transcript has a single exon. The coding region runs from base 10 to 906 and encodes 298 amino acids. The record is from RefSeq and is a predicted model, not a curated record. Lineage: Eukaryota; Metazoa; Chordata; Mammalia; Rodentia; Muridae. Gene Ontology annotation, molecular function: pheromone receptor activity. Gene Ontology annotation, biological process: G protein-coupled receptor signaling pathway.
UCUGCAUUUAUGUCCUCAUUAGAAAAUGUCCUUUAUUUUCAAGCUGGACUUGGACUCUUAGCCAAUAUGCUUCUUUUUUUCUGUAUCUUCAUAAUAAUAGGCCACAGACCUAAACCCAUGGACCUGAUUUCCUCUCAGUUGACCUUCAUUCACAUAAUGAUGUUUCUCACUGGAGGAAAUAUUUGGCUCUCAGAUAUAUUUGAGUCACUGAACAUUAAUAAUGACAUCAAAUGUAAGGCAACUUUUUAUAUAAGUAGGGUGAUGAGGGGCCUCUCUAUCUGCAUCACGUGCCUCCUCAGUGUGUUUCAGGCAGUCACAAUCAGUCCCAGUACCUCUUUGCUGGCAAAAUUUAAACAGAAACGUAAAAAAUACAUAAUCAAUGCUUUAUUUUACAUUUGGUUUUUCAAUUUGUCUGUCAGUAGUGACAUGCUGUUUAAUAUUGGUAGUUUUACCAAUGCGAGUGAGACCAAGCAGAUGAAGGUCACUAAAUACUGCUCACUCUUCCCCAUGAACUCCAUCAUCAGUGGAUUAAUUUACACACUGUCAACCUCCAGAGAUGUGUUUCUUGUAGCAGUCAUGCUGACCACAAGUGUGUACAUAAUGAAUAUCCUGCACAGACAUCAGAGGCAAUACAAGCAUCUUCAUGGCAUCAGCUGCCUAAGAACAUCUCCUGAGCAAAAGGCCACUCAGACCAUCUUGCUGCUGGUGGUUUUCUUUGUGGUCAUGUACUGGGUGGACUUCAUCAUCUCAUUCACCUCCUUUCUAUUAUGCAUGUAUGAUCCAGUUGUCCUAAAUGUUCAGAAGUUUGUGAUAUAUGCUUAUCCCACAAUUACUCCUUUGAUACAAAUCAGUUCUGAUAAGAGAAUAAUAAAUGUGCUAAAAUCCUUGCAGUCCAAGUGCCACUAG